AGUUCCGGUUUGAGUUUAUCGGCACUGAUAUGGCAUACAGUUAGAGAGUUUAGGACUAUUGGAUCUUUAAGAUAUUCAUAUUUUUUAAUUUAUCUAUUACUCUUUAUAUAAUACAGAGGUUAAACACCCGUUUUAGUAACAUCACCGAACUACUGUGGAUGAAGAGCAUUGACCAUCCUUUCUUGAAACAGAUGAUGGAUUCAGCAACUGAUGUUCUUCAUCCCUACUGGCCACGGAACCUUUUGAUUCCCACCUAUGUGGCCAAUGACCGAUCUAUGUCAGAGAUUCUGGCGUUCCUGUUUUCUGUGUCUGGGGUUUUUCUGCUUGUCACCUGGCUGAUCACCGGCCAGAAAGGGACCACUGGCAGGCUGGGGACAUGGAGGCGUCUGGCUGUGUGCUGGUUUGCCGUUUGUGGUUUCAUCCAUGGCGUCAUUGAGGGAUGGUUCUCACUGUACUAUGAUAUUAUUCCAGGAGACCAGAGCUUCCUGUCACAGCUGUGGAAAGAGUACUCAAAAGGGGACAGUCGAUAUGUAAUAGCGGAUAACUUCACAGUCUGCAUGGAGACUGUGACUGCAUGGUUAUGGGGUCCUUUCAGUUUUUGGGCUGUGUUCGCCUUCUUAACUAACAAGCCCUACAGAUUUGUUCUGCAACUCAUCAUUUCAUUAGGCCAGCUGUAUGGAGCAGUGCUUUACUUCUACACCGAGCACAGAGAUGGGUAUGCUCACAGUGAGUUGGGACACCCAAUCUACUUCUGGUUCUACUUCGUGUUCAUGAACGUGCUGUGGAUCAUCAUACCGCUGGUGCUCAUUGUGGACGCAUGGAGACAGCUGUCAGCAGCCCAGACACACACUGACAACACAAAAUCUCACAAGUCUAAGAGGAACUGACAACAGGAAAAAAAACUAUGUUAAACAGUGCCUGAAUUGGGCCGGAAAAGGUUCCAGUAUCCUAAUUCAGAAGUUGCAUGACAUGAUCAUGGCAAGUGUCUUGGAUAUAUUUAUAUUAUACAUAUAUUUUAUGUUAUAAUAAAAAUUAGAAUUAGGGGUACAUAUGUGGACAAAAAUCAGAAGUCUUGGUGCUCAGUAGGCUACUGGUGAGUACUGACGUUAAAAGAUGAGCCAAUAGAAAUUAUUAAUUACAUGUCUCAUCAGUUAUCAUGUGGUAGGCCUACCUGUAAACUAAGAACUUACUUUUCAAGUGCAGCUGGUUCUUUGUGCAUCUGGCUUUGUGGGGCCUGGUGAGAAUAGCCAAAUAAAUAAUCUUUUCUCAAAA
This is a messenger RNA of Etheostoma cragini (Arkansas darter), 1272 nucleotides long. It is a transcript of the gene ebp, whose product is annotated as EBP cholestenol delta-isomerase. Gene Ontology annotation, biological process: cholesterol biosynthetic process. The coding region runs from base 159 to 887 and encodes 242 amino acids. The transcript is spliced from 5 exons. Gene Ontology annotation, molecular function: cholestenol delta-isomerase activity; steroid Delta-isomerase activity; C-8 sterol isomerase activity. Gene Ontology annotation, cellular component: endoplasmic reticulum; membrane. NCBI's taxonomy places the organism in Eukaryota, Metazoa, Chordata, Actinopteri, Perciformes, Percidae. The record is from RefSeq and is a predicted model, not a curated record.